AUGUGGAAGUCAUCAAUGCCCACUUACCAGAUAUUGGAGCCGGCACUCUUCCAAACCAACCGGUGCCUGAGCUGCCAAUUCCGCAGCACCAGAGUUCUUCCGAACUUGCGUUCUACACGCCAGUAUGCCACCACUGACAAUACGAAGAAGCCAAGUGAUGCUAGCAAUGCCGAAUUCAAGAUCUCCCCUCGCCCACAAAGGGAGACACAACCCCUUCGACGCUCUAUCCCAUUCCAACAAAACCCUGCCCCAGUUCCCAAACCAUCUUCCAAGCCAGGCGAUCCGGACUUCGUACCUCCAGUCCUGAGUCGUCCGAUCGGCGCACUCGCUCCCCCCGAGGUGGGAGAGAACACAGGAGUUGAUUCUCGUACAAUCAAGGAGCGGCGCGAUGACUUCGUCGACUAUGAUAAGCACAUUGCGCGACGGAAGGAACUAACGCGACAAGUCGCAAAACCUUACUUCCGCGAAUGGAACAACUUGCAAUACCACAAGGGUAAAACCUUCAUCUCGAAUCCACGGCUUUUCCGUGCCGACAAGGCCCUCUACUUCCCCAACAUGCGUGGCAUAACCCUCGCCUCCCCGAAAGAUCCCCAAGAUACCACAGCUAUCCUCCGCGGUAAAGUUAGCGUCGUCAACCUCUUCUGCAGUUUGUGGGGCGAGGAACAAACGACCACAUUCACGGGCAAUUUCGCAGGCACAGACAGAAACCCGGCCCUGAAGGAAUUACUUGCGAAGAAUUCAAAGUAUGCGCAAAGAAUCGAUCUGAACCUCGAGGAAAAUCGCAUGAAGGCGUGGCUGGUGAAGCGGUUCUUAGGCGGCGUGCGCAAGAAGUUUCCUGUCGAGCAGCACCCUCGUUACUUCUUGAUUGAGAAAGGAUUUGAUGAAUCGUUGAAAGAGGCGGUUGGGAUGGUGAAUAAGUUUGUUGGUUAUGUUUAUCUCGUUGAUGCAGAUUGUCGCAUUCGGUGGGCAGGCAGUGGACCGGCUCAUCCCGACGAGUUGGAGACCAUGCAUGCUGCAUUGGAAAGAUUGAUUGCUGAGCAGAAGGCUGCUGUUGAGUUGCAGUCGUCGACUCCUCGUUACUAA
Molecule: messenger RNA, 1083 nt
Organism: Penicillium odoratum
Lineage: Eukaryota; Fungi; Ascomycota; Eurotiomycetes; Eurotiales; Aspergillaceae
Product: mitochondrial ATPase complex subunit ATP10
Exons: 2
Coding region: 1-1083 (360 amino acids)
Biological process (GO): mitochondrial proton-transporting ATP synthase complex assembly
Cellular component (GO): mitochondrial inner membrane
Source: RefSeq, a predicted model, not a curated record